CGUUUCGCCGCACGCCAAGCUCGAACCGUUGAAUUAAAACCAUCCGGAUCGUUCGACAGCAAAAUGCAGAACGUAAUAAACAGCGUCAAGGGUUGCGCUCUGGAAGUGGCGGAAUACUUAACCCCAGUUCUGAAGGAGUCUAAGUUCAAGGAGACGGGGGUUAUUACGCCGGAGGAGUUUGUGGCCGCCGGGGAUCAUUUGGUGCAUCACUGCCCGACUUGGCAGUGGGCUUCUGGGGAUGAGGCCAAGAUCAAGCCGUACCUGCCCAAGGAUAAGCAGUUUUUGAUUACGCGCAAUGUGCCGUGUCCCAGGAGAUGCGUUCAAAUGGAGUAUUCCGAAGAUUUGGAGAGAAUAAUUGAGUCUGAUGAUGCCGACAAUGGUUGGGUUGACACCCACCACUAUGAAGGCAACACCUCCUCUGUCGAAGACAAAAUAUCUGAGAUGACAUUGGAGAACACCAAGGGUGAGAGCAUGGAGGAUGCAAUGAAAAAUUCGGAGGAGAACGACGAUGAUGACGAUGAUGAUGAUGAUGAAGAGGCCGCAGACAUGGAGGCUUUUGAGGAGAGUGGUAUGCUUGAGGAUGAUCAGGUGGCAAAAGUUAUACAACCAGUUAAUGUAGCUGCCCCAAAGACAGACGAAGACGGGGAAAUUAUUCAUACUCGCACCUACGACCUGCACAUCACCUAUGAUAAAUAUUACCAGACACCCAGACUGUGGCUUACUGGCUAUGAUGAAAAUCACAAGCCACUCACAGUCAAUGAAUUUUUCCAAGACGUCAGUAAAGAUUAUGCAAUGAAAACCGUCACCAUGGAGACUCAUCCUCAUUUAAGUGUUCCCAAAAUGGCUUCAGUACAUCCUUGCAGACAUGCAGAAGUGAUGAAAAGUAUUAUAGAAACGGUGACCGAAGGAGGUGGUGAGCUUGGGGUACACAUGUACUUAAUCAUAUUCCUGAAGUUCAUGCAAUCUGUCAUACCAACAAUAGAAUACGAUUAUACUCAAAAUUUUUCCAUGAAUUAAUUAUAAAACAAAACCAUGCUUUUAAAAUAUAAAUUUUAAUUGUUAUAUAUUAAUGUUUCUCAAAGGCUUGAUUGCUUCACAAGUUCAGCCAAAUUUUAAUUAAGUUUAUAAAUUUUGCUAUUUGUAUAACAAUAUAUUUUUUUGUAUGCAAUAA
This is a messenger RNA of Aethina tumida (small hive beetle), 1171 nucleotides long. It is a transcript of the gene Atg3, whose product is annotated as ubiquitin-like-conjugating enzyme ATG3. The record is from RefSeq and is a predicted model, not a curated record. Lineage: Eukaryota; Metazoa; Arthropoda; Insecta; Coleoptera; Nitidulidae. Gene Ontology annotation, cellular component: cytosol; cytoplasmic ubiquitin ligase complex. Bases 64 to 1017 code for a protein of 317 amino acids. The transcript is spliced from 6 exons. Gene Ontology annotation, biological process: nucleophagy; autophagosome assembly; autophagy of mitochondrion. Gene Ontology annotation, molecular function: Atg8-family ligase activity.